This is a messenger RNA of Setaria italica (foxtail millet), 2494 nucleotides long. RefSeq names its product squamosa promoter-binding-like protein 2. The record is from RefSeq and is a predicted model, not a curated record. Gene Ontology annotation, cellular component: nucleus. The coding region runs from base 1157 to 2320 and encodes 387 amino acids. The transcript has 3 exons. Lineage: Eukaryota; Viridiplantae; Streptophyta; Magnoliopsida; Poales; Poaceae. Gene Ontology annotation, molecular function: DNA binding.
CUUUUGUACUUUUUCCCCCUACAAAAGGUGAAGGGAGGAGCCCUGCACUUAAGUAGUCCUUCUCACCCAGUGCCUCCUCUCCCUCUACGAAGAGUCCCUGUUACUAGUAUUUUAAGGGAGGAGUGGUGCAGGCAGCUUGGUAGCUCAUCUUGCCCAUUUGUUGGUGCACAACAGAUGGAAAAGCUGCACUGACUGAGAGCUGAGCUUCCUUCCACCCCCUAAAAAGAAGAAACCAAUCCUCAAGGAGGCAAAGGCUACUGCUUGGCUGCUGCUGGAGGAGCAAAAGGAAGGAAAGGCAGCAGCUAGUAGCUAGCAGCAACCACCAAAGAGGGGGAAUCCUCCUCCCUCUGCUUCAUUGGCUUCUGGCUCUUCUUCCCUUUCACUCACUCCCUUUGCUCCAGAAUCCAUAUAUGGAGUAGCUGCUUCUCUUUUCCCUCUCUCUGAUCUGAAUCUUUUGGCACGUCCAUCUGCUUGUUGAUUUCAUGCUCCUCCCAUCCCACCUACUCUCCCCAACCACACGCACCUUCUCUCCCUGUAUGUUACUUACUGGCAUUGGUAAAUAAAGCGAGUGAACAGUGGUGGUGAGGUGCCCCCGCUCUGGGCAAUUAUUGCCACCUUUGGAGUUUGGAGUCCUCCAAUAGGAGUCUCCUCCUGUGCUGUCUGCAGCAACCACUGUCCCUCCUCCUCCCCUUCCAUCUCCGACCUUCCUGCUCUCGCUCGCUCCCUGUGCCUGAUCCCUUCCCCCGCCUUCCUUCCUCCGCUGCCUCCUCCUGCUCCUAGUGGCUGCUGUUCUUGGAUUCUUAAUUGCAUGCUGUCGCUGCUGCUGUGAUCUCUCUCUUUCUGCUCAUCAUCCAUUCCUUUUCUGCCCCUCCUGUCCUCCUCCACAAGCUUUUCCUCGCAAUCAACUUUUCUUUUCGGUCUCUCACUCUCCCUCUAGUCUGUACUCGCCGCCUCUCGCUCUUCGCUGAGGCUGAGCAGCCGUUGGUUGGUUGUCUCCGACGACCUUCUUGCUUCGGUGCACACAGACGACGCUGCCACAAAGCCGUUUCGCUUCAAGCAGCCAUCGCGAGCUAUCCUGCUUCUCCGUGAGUCCCGACACAAGGAAGAGAAGAUCCCGAGGUACGCAGCGUACGGGAGGCGUCGUUCUCGUCUUGCCAUGGACUGGGACGCCAAGAUGCUCCCCGCGUGGGACCUCGGCACGGUGGUCGGCCCCAGCAGCGGGGGCGGGGGCGGGGUCGUCGCGGCCGCGGGCGGCGGCGGAGGCGGAGGCGGGGCGCUGGACCUGAAGCUGGGCGGGCCGACGAGCUGGAGGGCGGCGAGCACGACCACCGCGGCGGCUGCCCCGUUGCCGUCCCCACCUGCGCCACCGCCGCGGGCGUCGUCGUCGUCGUCCGCGCCGGCGAAGCGGGCGCGCCCGGGGCAGGCGCAGCAGGCGGUGCCGGCGUGCUCCGUGGAGGGGUGCGCGGCGGACCUGUCCAAGGGCCGCGACUACCACCGCCGGCACAAGGUCUGCGAGGCGCACUCCAAGACGCCCGUCGUCACCGUCGCCGGCCAGCAGCAGCGCUUCUGCCAGCAGUGCAGCAGGUUUCAUUCGCUCGGGGAGUUCGAUGAUACGAAGAGGAGCUGCAGGAAGCGCCUUGAUGGACACAACCGGCGCCGCCGCAAGCCGCAGCCGGACCCUCUCAACCCUGGAGGCUUGUUUGCUAACCACCAUGGAGUGACAAGAUUCGCGGCGUACCCACAGCUCUUCGCUUCAUCCUUGGCAGAUCCCAAAUGGCCGGUCGUCAAGACGGAGGCCGACGUGUUCCAAGACCAGUACUACCCGGCCGUCCACCUCAAUGGCGCCGGCUCCCUCUUCCACGGCAAGGACCGGAAGCACUUCCCAUUCCUGACCAACCACCACCACGGCGGCGAAUCGGCAGGGGCCUUCGGCAGCCAGCCAUUCACCAUCACCACCGCUUCCUCAGAGAGCUGCAGCAAGCAAAGCAACGGCAACUGUGCUCUCUCUCUUCUGUCAGACAACCCGACACCGGCACAGACGGCCAUGAUCCCCACCGCGCAGCCCCUCGGCGCCACGCUGCAGUACGGCGGCGCGGCACGGGUCCCCGACGGCGGCGACGUCUCGCUCGCCGGGAUGUCGUACGUGAGGUUGGGAGACAGCAAGCAGGCAUCCAUCCUGACCACAUCUACCAGCCACACCACAGUUGCUUCUCCUGGCCCUGCUACGCAGCUGCAGUACUACUACCAUGUGAGCGGUGGCGAUCAGGGCAACAGCCCGGAUGGUGCCGCCAUUCAGGCCAUUCCCUACUCAUCGUGGUAGACGAUCUCUGAUCCAUCAAGUGCUAGGCAGUCGCUCUUGUUGUUCACCAAAUAUAUCGGUUGUAAUACUAAGUAGUCUUGAUGAUACUGAAAACUUCGACAAGCAAUGUCCAUUCUUUCAGCUUUAAUUAUCCUAAUAGUUCUAAUUUAUGGAAAUCUACCAAAUUACGAUUCA